AUGGAGUUUUCAGGGCUUGUUCUUCUGACUGUUCUCAUCUCCUUCAUUAAAAACAGUCUUGCCAGCUCGUGUGUGGUAGAUAACUUCGAUGUUAUGGAAAACUUUGACCCAAAGAGGUAUGUUGGGAAGUGGUAUGCUUAUUCAAAGAAGGAUCCGGAGGGACUUUUCCUACAAGACAACAUUUCUGCUGAGUACCACAUAGAUGAAGAUGGCAUUAUGACUGCAACCUCCAAAGGAAGAGUCAAGUUGUUUGGGUUCUGGACAAUCUGUGCUGAUAUGACUGCUCAGUAUUCAGUACCCAACCCCUCAGUCCCAGCUAAAAUGUAUAUGGAAUAUCAGGGGUUGGCUAGCUACUUAUCUAGUGGAGGAGACAACUACUGGGUUUUGGAUACAGACUACGAUAACUAUGCCAUCACCUAUGCCUGCCGUACACUAAAGGAUGAUGGGACGUGUGAUGACGGAUAUGCUAUCAUCUUUUCUCGCUCUCCUGGCAGUCUUCCUGAAGCCUUACAGCGCUUAGUCCAAAAGAAACAGGAAGAGGUCUGCAUGGCUGGAGAAUUUCAUAAAGUGCUACAGUCAGGAGCAUGUUAAUUCGGCCUUGACUGGAUCCAAAACCCAACAGUGACCCAGCAAAACAUCAGACUAAGAAGCUUCACUGAAAGACAGAACAUUAGAUGAAGAAAAUAAAUGUAAUAUGAAAUUAUGUGUCAGCAGCACUGUGUACACACAAAACAAUAUCAUUUUAAUUGCUUUGUACUAAACAGUUGGGAAAAGCACUGUCUCUCAGUCCUUCAAUCCUUAA
Protopterus annectens (West African lungfish) is the source of this 802-nucleotide messenger RNA. Its product is annotated as purpurin-like. Gene Ontology annotation, molecular function: retinoid binding; retinol transmembrane transporter activity. NCBI's taxonomy places the organism in Eukaryota, Metazoa, Chordata, Ceratodontiformes, Protopteridae. The transcript is spliced from 5 exons. The record is from RefSeq and is a predicted model, not a curated record. The coding region runs from base 1 to 591 and encodes 196 amino acids.